Leguminivora glycinivorella is the source of this 1545-nucleotide messenger RNA. RefSeq names its product sodium channel protein Nach-like. The record is from RefSeq and is a predicted model, not a curated record. Gene Ontology annotation, cellular component: membrane. Bases 1 to 1545 code for a protein of 514 amino acids. Gene Ontology annotation, molecular function: ligand-gated sodium channel activity. Gene Ontology annotation, biological process: sodium ion transmembrane transport. The transcript has 8 exons. Lineage: Eukaryota; Metazoa; Arthropoda; Insecta; Lepidoptera; Tortricidae.
AUGCUCAUAUUCGCCCUGUUCUGCUGCGGGCAGUUCUCCCUCCUCUUGUGGAGCCGAUUCCUGGAGAUACCCAUCAGGAUGACCAUCAAAAACGGCCAGGCUCUCACGGAGAAGCUGCCUUUGCCUUCAAUCACCUUUUGCUCGGAAAAACCCGUUGACAAGUGGUAUGAAGAGUUUUUGGGAGAAGUGAAUAUCCCUCCUAAGUUCACGAAAGAAGAAGUGUUGGACGCGAUGCGUUUGGGCGUCGGUGAGCUGACUCCAUUGUAUGUGGAACAUCAGCAGCCAUUGAACGUCACGCUUAUGGAUAUACUGGACAACGUGCUAGCUUACAAUCAUGUAACGACUCGCGAUUUCGUCUCACGCGUGUCUGUACCCUGUGAAGUAUUAUUGAGCCGUUGUGAACUCAGAGGAAAGAUCGUGCCGUGUUCGGAUCUUUUCGAGCGUGUUAAUGGACAGUGCUGCCGGUUCUAUGAUGAUCCAGAAACAUUCGUCUCAUCAGGCGACCUCUUCAGCAACAAUCUCAAGGUCCAAACUACCAUGGACUACGGUGACAUUUACGUGAUGAUCCACAGACCGCUGUCAGAACCGCUGAUAGAGCAAUCUUCUUUUAUGAUGGCUAAUGGAUACUAUGUCAUGUUCUAUAUUCAACCGUUAAGUAUUGAGAAGUCAGAAGAAGUUCAUGAAAUGGAGGAGGAAGCAGGGGUGUGUGUUCACCCUGACGAACAAGACCUACGUUUCUUUGACUCAUAUGACUACUUUAAUUGUGCAAUGGAAUGGAUCAUCAACGCCAGCAUGGCUGUUUGCGGCUGCGCGGCAACUUAUACUCGUGCACCUGAUGAGUACACUUGUAACUUUACUGGGAUGAACUGUCUUAGGAAGUAUUCUACUCUCAACAAGAUGGUGUACGGCCUACCAAUACACGAGCGCCUAUCACACCUGGCGGCGUCGAAAGGCAUAGAGAUGCAGACCUGUCCAGAAGUGUGUACAUACACGCAUUACAGCUGGAACUUUAAGCCGAGGGUACUGGUGCCUGAUCAUGAUUGUACGGGGUUUUUAAGUGGAGUUGAUCCUAACAACUCGUUCGUGGCGCACUUCACGUACGAAAAUCAGUUUUAUAAAAUACAAGAAUUCGUCCUGAUCACCGAUUGGAUCACAUUAAUAAGUAACCUAGGUGGCGUCUACGGUAUCUUCCUCGGUUGUAGCAUGCUCACUCUAGUAGAACUCGUGUUCUAUCUAUGGACGCGAGUGGUCAGGAAAAUGUGCACAAACCGUGUCCAAACUACUGAGGAACAAUUAAUGGACAAAACUGAGCAACACCGCAAAACUCUGCGAGAGAAUACUGAGCAACACCGAAAUCCUUUAGGAGAGAGAAUUGAGCAUCACCACAAAACUUUAAAGGAGAUGAUUGAGCAAUACCGCAAAGCUUUUGGAGAGAGAGUUGAGCAAUACCGCAUAACAGUGCCGAAAACUAAGCGACACAACAAAAUAUUGGUGGAGGAAACUCGUCAGAAAGAAAUGCCAGAGCCGUUACAAUUCAACAACUGA